GGGCCGCAGCGGGGCCGGGGGGCCCGGGAGCGCCGGAUCCUUCAGUUAAAUCCCCAGAGGGACCUCAGACAGCAGCUCGUGCAUCUCGCAGUGUCUUUUUGGAAGGUUUGAUCUCGGCUGCUUCCAGCUGUGUAAUAUUCAGGAGAGGAGCCAUGGCCAUCCUGUUCGCUCUCGUGGCCAGGGGCACCACCAUCCUGGCCAAGCACGCCUGGUGUGGAGGGAACUUCCUGGAGGUGACGGAGCAGAUCCUGGCCAAAAUCCCGUCCGAGAACAACAAACUGACCUAUUCCCAUGGCAAUUACCUGUUCCACUACAUCUGCCAGGACAGGAUCAUUUACCUGUGCAUCACAGAUGAUGACUUUGAGCGCUCCAGAGCCUUCACGUUCCUGAACGAGAUCAAGAAGCGCUUCCAGACCACGUACGGCUCCCGCGCGCAGACCGCCCUGCCCUACGCCAUGAACAGCGAGUUCUCCUCCGUGCUGGCUGCACAGCUGAAAUACCACUCGGAGAGCAGAGGCCCAGACCAGGUGGCAGAGACACAAGCCCAGAUUGACGAACUCAAAGGGAUCAUGGUCCGGAACAUCGACCUCGUGGCACAAAGAGGAGAGAAGCUGGAGCUGCUGAUUGAUAAAACAGAGAAUCUCGUGGAUUCGUCAGUCACUUUCAAAACCACCAGCAGGAACCUUGCCCGAGCCAUGUGUAUGAAGAACCUCAAGCUCACCAUCGUCAUCAUCAUCGUGUCCAUUGUGAUCCUGUACAUCAUCCUGUCGGCCGUGUGCGGUGGGCUGGCCUGGCCCAGCUGUGUGCAGAAGUAACUGGAGCUGGUGCUGGGCACUCGGAGAUGAGGCAGAGUGAGAAGAAGGAACCUCCAGAGAAACUCCCACCUGUCACCACCUCCCACCUCCCACCCCUCCAGGACUUCAGACUUUUUGCCUUAUCACCCAGACAGCCCCAGCUGGUCGCUGCUCCUGCAGCUGUGACCUCAAGAGUGGGCUGGGUUAAUUACUUGAAAGGAUUUUUGCGUUCCUUUUGCUGUCCCAAUGCCACCCUUCCGGAGGGUUCCGUGCAUGCCGGCCCCGUGUCCGUGUGGCUUCGCACCUGGAUGGGGACAGGAGUGGCUGCAGCCGUCCCACCUGGGAUGGAGCUGUCCCACAGAGGUGGUUCGGGGUGGGCUGAGCCAAACUAACGGGGACAGGCGGGUCUGGGGUGCCACAUCUGGCCACUUGUGGCUCUCGGUGCUGCUCCACGGGGCGGUCACGGUGUCACCCUGGUACAACAAAUGGGGUCUGGGCUUUGUGCACUCACAGGUGGAGGUGCUGCUGCUGGGGACGUCUCCCUGUUCCUGGAGGUGAUCCUGCAGGCAGGAGGAGGCUGUGGGGUCACCUCAGUGUGUGCAAUGGCUGCCUCUUCAUCCUCACUUCUUCCUCAUCUCCCCCCUGAUGGCUGAACGGACACAGGAAAGGAGACGGUUGCACAGUUCAGGAUCUGCUUUCUCACAGAUGAUUUCUCCUGCUCCUCUUCGGAGGGUGGACUGCAAUGAAUAGAAUUCUGUCACUGGCUAUGGUGAAUUUGGGGCCAGUCUGGCUUGCUGAGGUGUCAGAGAGCUGCUGCUUGUGCUUCUCCUGGAAGGUGUGCACUGGAACUGGAGGGCAUUGGUGGCUGGUGACUUUCUCCAGGGUCUGAGGGAAAAGGGCUCUGCCAGAGGAUGUGGUAACGUUCUCCUCUGGAAGGAUUUCAAACCAAACCCAAGGCUGGUAACCAAAUGCAGGCUCAGGGGCUCUGUUUCUGUCCCAGCUGCACAUCUCCAUCCCCAGCCAGGCCUGGCUGAGGGAGCCGGAGCUGCUGGGGCCUGGGCAAGGGCUGGUGGCACUUCUGUGCUGGAGCUGAGGGGCUCCUUUCCCAGGGAAGAAACGGAAACACCCUUCAGGUGGGAAGGAAUCUGCUUUUGGCCCAGGGAGGUCGAGGGAUGGAAGGAGAGGCUUCUGGUGCCUGAGCUGGAGCACGAGGUCAGUGCUGCAGGGUCCUGGUGACACUGGCAGGGUGGGGAUGUGGCUCUGCUGCUCCUCCACGUGUGACACUGACCAUGGAGCUUCCCAGCAGGGCCCAGGGGAAGAGUUCUCCUGUGAACAGUGGCUCCUUUGGGUUGGGCUCCUGCUGGGCUGAAGUCUCACCAAGGGUGAUGGGACCUUGAUACCCACAAAGUGCCAGUGGCCACUGACACCUGCUUCUCUUUCUGUUCUGAAUGUAAAGCUUGGAGAGCCCUCCCUGCAGCCCCUGCUCCUGCAGCCCCAGGUCCAGCUGUGCAUGUUUUAGGGAUCGUGCUGUUACCACGUUCAUUUGGAUGAUUUCUUGUCUUACGUACCAAUAAUUUUUAAAGAAAAUCCUUCCUUUCCUUCUCGAGGAUGCACUGAGGCAUUAGUGUAAAAACAUGACCUUGAUUUCAAUAAAAUUCCUGUACAGAGA
Molecule: messenger RNA, 2463 nt
Organism: Corvus hawaiiensis (hawaiian crow)
Lineage: Eukaryota; Metazoa; Chordata; Aves; Passeriformes; Corvidae
Gene: VAMP7
Product: vesicle associated membrane protein 7
Exons: 9
Coding region: 153-815 (220 amino acids)
Biological process (GO): exocytosis; vesicle fusion
Cellular component (GO): SNARE complex; membrane
Molecular function (GO): SNARE binding; SNAP receptor activity
Source: RefSeq, a predicted model, not a curated record